UGACUAACCGCCAGCGCGCGACAAAUUCUGGUGUGACAUCUGGGGAAUCUGCGACAUCAUCGGUCAAAUCAUCCCUACCACCACACCGUCCAGGCUUCAGUGGACUCUAGAACAUACACAGCUGCCAGAACUGUCGCCACCAGUCCAGUGUGCUUGCCAGAAGAUCCUUUAAACAGCAAGCUCGCUCCAAAUCUGCCAAUUAUCCGCCUUCCCUGCGAUGCCCUCCAUCGACGUGUGUCCCGUUUGCGUGGACCGUCCCUUGGAGCAGUCCCACACCGUCACCUCGGUGGCAUGGAUCCAGUGUGAAGCCUGCAAUCAAUGGUACCACAGUGUGUGUGUCCAGUUGGGGCUGCUCGAGAUGAACAACCUCCAUUCGUACCACUGCGCCAAGUGCACCAAGACCCACGGUCCUUCGACGUUUCGAAGAAAAUCCAAGCGCAGCAAGAUCCAGAUCGACUACGUCGCUUUGAACGAUGGCGAAGUAUUCGCCGUCGACAAACUGUCGCAUCCACACGUCACCAGCCUCUUGGAGUUCGCCACCACUGGGUCCGACUCGGAGCACAUCUACAUCCAGAACGAAUUGACCACCAAAUUUGCCUUGAAAACAGGCUUGCGCAAACCCAUUCUAGUUCCCAAUGCCACCGAGGAAAACUCGGGCAUGAAGUUGCCGUUGGACCCCAAGCAGAUCACACUCGACUAUAUCACCGACAAGGUGGGCGAAGACACCUCGCUCGAGGUCAUGGACGUGCUAUCGCAGCAGGGAGUCCAUCCUGGGUGGAACAUGGGCCAGUGGCGCGACUAUUUCAACUCAGAUGAACAUAACAGGGACAGAAUCCGCAACGUAAUCUCAUUGGAAAUCUCGGACGUGCACCCGUUGGGCACCCAGUUCAGAAGGCCCCAAAUGGUGCGAGACUUGGAUUUGGUCGACAAGGUGUGGGACCGCCACGACGAGCAGCCACGGUCCAAAGUCACCAAGUACUGUUUGAUGUCAGUCAAGGGCUCGUUCACCGACUUCCACAUCGACUUCGGCGGCACCUCCGUGUACUACACCGUGUGCACCGGGUCCAAGACGUUCUUGAUGUUCCCGUCAACUUCCGAAAACCUUGCACUCUACGAGGCGUGGUGCUUGGAGCAGAACCAGAACUUCAUGUGGUUCUGCGACUACUCCAAGAACAUCAAGGGCAAGAAAGUGCGCCCAUCGCAGGGCUUCAAGGUCACCCUCCACGAGGGCGACUUGUUCAUCAUUCCCAGUGGCUGGAUCCACGCCGUGUACACUCCCGAAGACUCAAUCGUCAUUGGGGGCAACUUUCUUACACUCCGAGACAUGGCCACCCAGCUCCACAUCAGCACCAUCGAGAAAACGACAAAGGUGCCGUCCAAGUUCCGGUUUCCCAUGUUCAACAAGGUGUUGUGGCUAGCCAGCUGGUACUACUACACGCACCAGGAUGAGUUCUUGCGGGACCGCGAACCUGCGCUCGCUGUGCAGCCAGAGCAUGAACUACUCCAGGGCCUUAUCCGCCACUUGACUGCCCACUACGAGCUCAGCAAGACCAACGCCACCGCCAAGCGCAGCGUGCCUACUGACGUGAUCGGCAAGGACGUGCUGGCGUAUCUCUCCCAGCUCCUGGCGUGGGCAAGCACUUUCUACCCUUGA
Messenger RNA from Suhomyces tanzawaensis NRRL Y-17324, 1654 nucleotides. RefSeq names its product [Histone H3]-lysine-36 demethylase. The coding region runs from base 218 to 1654 and encodes 478 amino acids. Lineage: Eukaryota; Fungi; Ascomycota; Pichiomycetes; Serinales; Debaryomycetaceae. Gene Ontology annotation, molecular function: histone demethylase activity; transcription coregulator activity. Gene Ontology annotation, biological process: regulation of transcription by RNA polymerase II; protein demethylation. The transcript has 2 exons. The record is from RefSeq and is a predicted model, not a curated record.